Messenger RNA from Paramecium sonneborni, 1596 nucleotides. NCBI's taxonomy places the organism in Eukaryota, Ciliophora, Oligohymenophorea, Peniculida, Parameciidae. The record is from the annotation of a GenBank genome assembly.
AUGAAGAAAAAAAUGUAAAAAAUGCACAGGCAUAAAUUGAUAUAUGAGAAUGUAUUAAAAUAAGUGGAGAAGGAGGAUGUAUGAUAAUGAGUUAUAUAAAGGUUGCCUUUUUUAGUAAAUGUACAAAAUUUAGAGAUUAAGCACCUCAUCCAAUCACACUGAAUAGAGCUCUUUAAUUUUUAUGGUUAAAAGAGUAGGUAUAAUAUGAUUAAUUAAUAGUGUUUUAGAAGAUUGAUAGAAAGAUAGCAUUACAAUUUGGAUAGAGAAGAGUAUGUAAAAUAGACUCUACAAUGAAGUAUGAUGGCCCAUCAAGUGCUCGUAUAAUAAAGACAUCGAAGAUUGAUUAAGGGAUGAUAAAUGGUUGGCAUAAUGGUGCUGGAGAUUCUAAAUUUGAUUUAGGUCCAUUGUACAAUAUAAAAAGAUUAGAAAAAAAUGAAGAAGAAAUUGAGUAUUAAGAAUUGAUAAAGUAAGAAUAAUAGAGUCCAAGUGAGUAUAAAGUCAAGCUAAAUCAUUAAGAUUUAUACAAUAGUGAUAUAAGUGAAAAAUAUGCUUUUAGUAAUUUAGACUCAAAGUAAUUGUAUUAAAAAUUGAAUGAACUUAAAUAAAUUAAUAAAUAAAAGACUGAAUAACCUUAAGAAUAUGUAGAGAUUGAAGGAUAAAGAUUUUAUCAUGUCUUAAGUGAAAUAGAGGAUUAUUUAGAUAAAAAGGUUGAUAAUAAAACAUUAAUUUAAGAAAUGAGAGCAUUUUAAACAUUUUAUCCUAUUAAAAGAAAGUUGUAAAUUAAAUAAUUAAAUCCUGGUGAUCCUAUAUUAUUGGGAUCUGAUUAAUAAGCAGAUGGUAAUUAGAAGGCAAUCACUGCAAGAUUAAUUGAUAGAAAGAGAACUUUUACAAAUAUGAAAUGUGAAUUAUUCAAUACAAAUAAUUAUGUGUUUCAUGUUAAGGAAGUUCCUAAUAUUGGAUAAUAAUUAAGAAGGAAUCACUUUUCCUAAUUAAUAGAUGAGUUAAGAGAAAAUGGAAUGAAAACACCCAAAGAAAUAAAUGAAAUUACACCUGAACAUUCUAUCAGGGCAUCAUAAAUAGAAUCUAGUGAAAAUGAUACUAAAUAAAUCAGAAAGUUUUAUUUAAAAUUUCCAAAAUAAAAAGGAGAAUCUAGUUAAACAACUUCUCACACAAAAAGUUAAAGAUUUGGAACUUUGCAAUCUUAGAUAUCUAAUCAAUAUCAUUAAUAAACUAUGAAAGCUUCUAUGAGUAAUAUACAUGGAAGUAGCACAGAAAUUAGAUUGGAAAGUCCUGGAAAAUAUAAGAAUAGAUUGGAUUCCAGAAUUGAUAAGUAUGUAAAAUAGUACUUAAAAAACUAAAAUGUUAUUUAAUAAAAUUAAAAUGUAGAUAUGACAAAAUUAAGGCAAAAAUAUAAAGUAUUCUAUUAUUUGAUAAUUUUAGUCUUUAAAAACUGAGAGAGAAAAAGAGAUCACAAGAAUGUAUAAAAGUUAGUAAAUUGAAGGAAUUAAUAAUAAGACUAUCCAUUUAUAAUGAAUUAAAUUAUACUCUACUUUUAUAAAAUAUAUUGAUAAAAUACUUCAUUAUUCACUGAAAGGG